AUGAGGCACUUCAACGUCGUCGUCCUAGGAGCCGGAGGAGUAGGGAAGUCUGCGUUGACGGUGCGAUUUGUUCAAGAUGUCUUCCUGGAGAACUAUGACCCCACGAUCGAAGAAGCUUAUCGGCGCAUCCUCGAUAUUGAUGGUGUAAAGACUUCGCUAGAUGUGUUGGAUACUGCUGGUGCUGAGCAAUUCACUUCUCUGAAAGAACUUUAUAUCAAAUCUGGCCAAGGAUUCGUGUUAGUCUUCAGCCUCACACAAGAAGCAAGUCUUAGGGAGCUGGACAAUCUUCGACAGCAGAUACACCGAGUGAAGGGAAUGGACAGCGAUGUUCCUAUCGUUGUUGUUGGGACAAAACUCGACCUCGUCACGGAACGAGAAGUGGCAAGAAGCACGAUACAAUGCCUGGUUGCGCUUUGGAAGAUACCAUUUUACGAAACAUCAGCCAAACGCGAUUGGCACAUCAACGAUGUCUUCCAAGAACUUGUCAAGCAGAUGCUUAUGCACUACCCAGAUGAACCACCCCUCAAGAAGGCUUCACGUCGGUUACAUCGCAAGCCUCGGGCCUGCAUCGUGAUGUGA
Suillus fuscotomentosus is the source of this 579-nucleotide messenger RNA. Its product is annotated as P-loop containing nucleoside triphosphate hydrolase protein. Bases 1 to 579 code for a protein of 192 amino acids. The transcript has 7 exons. Gene Ontology annotation, cellular component: plasma membrane. Gene Ontology annotation, biological process: signal transduction. NCBI's taxonomy places the organism in Eukaryota, Fungi, Basidiomycota, Agaricomycetes, Boletales, Suillaceae. Gene Ontology annotation, molecular function: GTP binding; GTPase activity; GDP binding. The record is from RefSeq and is a predicted model, not a curated record.